Cephus cinctus (wheat stem sawfly) is the source of this 1696-nucleotide messenger RNA. RefSeq names its product sal-like protein 1. Gene Ontology annotation, cellular component: transcription regulator complex; histone deacetylase complex. Gene Ontology annotation, biological process: regulation of transcription by RNA polymerase II; negative regulation of DNA-templated transcription. The record is from RefSeq and is a predicted model, not a curated record. Lineage: Eukaryota; Metazoa; Arthropoda; Insecta; Hymenoptera; Cephidae. Gene Ontology annotation, molecular function: transcription corepressor activity.
CGGUCGCAGAUUUCCUAUGGUGGAAUGUGGAUGCUGUGUGCGGUGGUUUGUUUCGUGCGCGAUUUUUGAUUAUUUGGUGACGAUUUCAGUGGGAUUCUCUGGAUUGCGUCGACCCAGAUGUCACAAGGGAGAACGGUCAUCAGGAGGCGAUGGCUCGCGUAGAAGAGCCACAUCCCCGGCUAGCCACGCUGUCCUUAACCCCUUCAUGGCAGCUACCAGUGACAGCGGGCUAGUGGACACAGAUCCAAGUCGAGUUAGCAACAUGACAGCUAUUAACUCGGUAUGCAGAGAUGCUCGAUGUUUGAUUAUUGCGAUAAGAAAUGCUGUCGGCGUACCUACCUGGGGGAUGAAAACUGACGCUAUUACGAAGCCACUGUGUGUAUUUCGGCCUGUAAUUCAAAAACAAAACGUAAUCGCCCGUGCUUUUAUUUGCUUUGUUGCUACCAGCAAGAGGAAAGGCUCGCCCUCUAGCGAGAUGGUUGUGUUUGUAAGAAGGGCCAAGGGUCCGGUCGGGGAGGUGGGCGGCGUGAGGCUGCCAUUGCAGUCGCUGCAUGGAUACGGAUCUGUGUUCAUGUAUUCGGCGUCGACGAGUCCAGGGGGUGGGGGUGGCCAAAGUGGCGGAGGCGGAGGAGAGGUCACCCUCCGCCUCCGCGAACCUGAGGACAUCCCCGAAGAGGUCCUUGCGCGCCUCGAGGACACCGCCACCCUCUCCAUCUCACUGCAAGGCGACGCUGUCCUGAGGCUAGGGGCGGCUGGCACAGGAAAUGGAAAUUUGGAACUGUUCGAUAGCGAGAGUGGUCCGGACCUCACGUUAUCACCGCAGACCUUCACAUCAACGGCAGAGGCCUUUAUCAAUGAUAAUAGUGACAGUCUUGGGGUUCCGGGGGACAACGAUACGGGGAGCAGCGAGGAGUCGAGGACGGGUACCAGCGAUCCUGGAAAACUUGGCGUGAAGAAACCGAGGCCUAAGGCGUCCUCGCCGAAUCGGCAAGGACCUCAGCAGUGUCAGGUGUGCGGCAAAGUGUUCAACAACGCAUCGGCGCUCACGAAGCACAAGCUGACGCACAGCGACGAACGGAAGUACGUCUGCACGAUGUGCGGCAAGGCGUUCAAGCGGCAGGACCACUUGAAUGGUCACAUGUUGACACAUCGGAACAAAAAGCCUUACGAGUGCAAGGCUGAGGGCUGCGGGAAAUCGUACUGUGACGCUAGGAGCUUGCGGAGACAUACGGAAAAUCAUCACGCGGGUAGUAAGGUUAACGAGAGCGUGAGUCCCAGCAGUCCCAUCACUGGGCCACACACGCCUAACACGCCAAGUAGUAAUCCCAGCACUCCAAGCACACCUGGAGCAACGAGCACGCAAAAUGGUCACGGUCACACUGCCCUGAAGCAACUGCUCGCUACGGAACCAACGCAAACUCAGCAGCACAAGAGCGCAACGUCCCCUGGUGCCAGCAAUGACGGCCUCACGAAACAGCAAUUGGAACUGAUUCAGCAGAUUAUGCAGCAGACGCAGCAGCAAGCAACCUCACAGCAGCACGCGGCGACGCCUGCGGCCGCCGUCGCGACGCAAACGAAGAACUCAAAACCAGCGACCAAGUCCAGCACAUCUCCUAGUGCCAACGUGACAUCAGCUGCUGGACCUAAUGCGAAUGCUAGAGCCAGUCCCAAGCCGAAAGUAUGGAAUCAUGGAUCG